This is a messenger RNA of Acanthosepion pharaonis, 1977 nucleotides long. NCBI's taxonomy places the organism in Eukaryota, Metazoa, Mollusca, Cephalopoda, Sepiida, Sepiidae. The record is from the annotation of a GenBank genome assembly.
AUGUCCACAAAAACAACUGAUGAAAAGCCUUCAAAGGGCUCUAAACAUUCUUCAACGAGUAUACCAGGAAACAAAAAGCCCACCACAGGCAUUAAAUAUACCCCUUUAGAACAGCAGGUGGUUGCUCUCAAAGCCAAACAUCCUAACACUGUACUUUUUAUAGAAUGUGGCUACAAGUAUCGAUUCUUUGGAGAAGAUGCAGAGAUUGCAGCAAAAGUUUUAAAAAUCACCUGCAAUCCUGAUCACAAUUUCAUGACAGCCAGCAUACCCACACAUCGCUUAUUUGUUCAUGUUAAACGUCUUGUGUCAGCAGGAUAUAAGGUUGGGGUUGUGAAGCAAACAGAAACAGCUGCCUUGAAAGCUGCCAGUGAUAACAAAAGUUCUGUAUUUACCCGCCACUUAACUGACCUCUACACAAAAUCAACUUUGAUAGAAAAAGAUGUUCUGGAUCAUGAAGAGACCAUAAGUGACAAUUCUACAAUUUCUUCUCAAUAUUUGAUGUGUGUUUGUGAAUUACCAGGCCAGGAAAAAGUGAAGGGAAAGAAUCUAAUGCAUAUUGGACUUGUGGCUGUCCAACCAGCAACUGGGGAAGUGAUUUAUGAUUGUUUUGAUGAUAACAUUACUCGCAGUAGACUUGAAACUGGAAUCACUCACCUCCAACCAGUGGAAGUGAUUUUACCUGUUACUCUCUCCAAACCAACUAAAGAUCUUUUUCAACACUUAACCUCAAUCAGCUUUUCAGAUGAUGAUCGUAUGCGGAUAGAAAAUUUGAACGAUGACAAAUUUGUCUAUCAAACAGCUUUUGAAAAUAUAACUACCUUUUAUGGUGACCAAGAAACAACAGAUGGAGUUUGUCAUCUCCAAGAAGUAAUUAGACUACCCCCUGCAGUCACAUGUUGUCUGUCUGCUCUUAUUGAUUAUCUGUCUGAAUUCAAGCUCCAGAGAAUUCUUAAAGUAACCAGUUGUUUCAAGCCUUUCUCUCUAGAGUCAUCUUAUUUAAAGCUUCCAGCUAAAACAGUGCAGAAUCUAGAACUGUUUCAAAAUUUAACUACUCGACAGACUAAAGGAAGUUUAUUCUGGGUUCUUGACCACACAACAACCAGUUUUGGUAAAAGGCUGUUGCAUUCAUGGGUCAGUCAUCCUUUAUUGAAGAUCAGAGACAUCGAAGAAAGACAAGAAGCCAUUGGAGAACUGUUGUCAAAUCAUUGUGAGUGUUUUUCUGCAAUGAAGGCCAGUUUGGUAAAACUUCCAGACCUUGAAAAAGGACUUGUAACAAUUGUAUAUAAAAAGUGUACUCCUUUAGAAUUUAUAUCGAUCAGCAAUUCAUUGCAAAAGAUCUCAGAAGAAUAUCAUAUUCAGAAAAACAUGUUUCUCAAAGAUGUCAAAAGCCAAAUGCUAAAGGAAAUCGUGAAUGAAAUCCCAGAAUUACUUGGUGACAUCGGCGUCUUCAGCAAUGCCCUUAAUCUUGAGGCUCUUAAAUCAAACAAUAAAACCAACCUUUUUGUAAAUGAAACUCAGUUUCCCGAUAUUGUGGAGCAAAAGUCUGCAAUCAAAGGUAUCAGGAAGGAAAUUGAUGAAUAUCGGAAGACAAUUCAGCAGAUUCUCAAAGUGCCUUCUUUUACUUAUUCCUCUGUCUCAGGUGUGGAGUUUCUCAUUGAAGUAAAAAAUGAUUUGAUGAGCAGAGUUCCACAGGACUGGAUUAAGAUUAGCAGCACAAAAGCUGUAUCUCGUUUCCACUCCCCAUUUAUUGAAGAAAAAUAUAAACUUUUGAACCAGCGAAAUGAACAAUUAGAAAUGGCCUGUAAUUCUGCAUGGACCGAAUUUUUAAAUUCAUUCCAGGUCAAGUACCAACCUUACAAAAAAGCUGUCCACCUUCUUGCUACACUCGAUUGCCUUUUUUCCUUGGCAAAAGCAACCCAAAAUGGAGAUUAUGUCAGGUACAGAUAUUUUGCUAACCUAUCUAUUCUGCUUCUAUGA